This is a messenger RNA of Silurus meridionalis, 753 nucleotides long. RefSeq names its product heat shock protein family B (small) member 11 (gene hspb11). The transcript has 5 exons. The record is from RefSeq and is a predicted model, not a curated record. The coding region runs from base 50 to 454 and encodes 134 amino acids. Gene Ontology annotation, cellular component: centrosome; intraciliary transport particle B; cilium. Lineage: Eukaryota; Metazoa; Chordata; Actinopteri; Siluriformes; Siluridae. Gene Ontology annotation, biological process: intraciliary transport.
ACAUUAGUCUCAUUGUUGAUCAGGUCUGAGUGUUGAUUAGAGAUUAAUAAUGUUAAACACGGCUUUAAACUCGUUUGGAGCUCAGGUGCUGUUCGCGACGUCCAGCGAUGAGAAUUAUCCACCGGAACGCAUGAUAGACGGAAACAUGGAGACGUUCUGGCUGUCGACGGGGAUUUUCCCUCAAGAGUUCAUUAUCCGAUUUCCAGAUAACAUGAAGAUAUCGGUGAUAUCCAUCCACAGUUUUAAUAUAAAACGUUUAAGAAUCGAGCAAAGCACAAAUGAAGAGGCUGAGGAUUUUAAGGUCAUGGCAGAAAAGGAGUUUGAACAAACAGAGGGAAGUCUGCAAACAAAUGAAAUUUCACUUGACUGCUCAAAUGCAACACAUCUGCGGUUUCUGAUCCUCUCUGGAUAUGAUCACUUCGUCUCAGUGCACAAAGUGGGAAUACAGGCAUAAGACUGACUUUAAUGCACCAUUAGGACUUGUAAAGUAGCCUUAUUAUAUUUUAUACCAUGUACAGCAAUCAUUGUAUUUUGUAAUGAACUUGUAAUAAGAUGUCAAAUAAUCCAACUGUGCCUGUUAAAACUUGCUUGGUGGUAAAAAGCAGCUCGUUAAUGUCAUACAUGAUUUAUAAUAAUUAGCUUAUUAUUAUAGAAUGCAUACAAUUAUUUCAGAAAUUAAAGAGAGACUACUCAAUUUAUAGUUUCAAUCCUUUUACUGCUCGGACCAAGCAGUUAAAAAAAAAAAAAAAACCG